Mercurialis annua (annual mercury) is the source of this 1001-nucleotide messenger RNA. RefSeq lists its product as uncharacterized. The transcript has a single exon. The record is from RefSeq and is a predicted model, not a curated record. Bases 137 to 805 code for a protein of 222 amino acids. Lineage: Eukaryota; Viridiplantae; Streptophyta; Magnoliopsida; Malpighiales; Euphorbiaceae.
AUUAUAUCUUCAAAAGCCUUAGAUUGGUUGGACAUCACACACAAACAACAACAACAACAAAUAAUUAGACCUACCAAGCCAAGCAAACUCCCUCACACUAACACUAUACCAACCAAGAAAAGCAAAAACUCAAACCAUGGGAGAAAAAGAGAAGAUCAAGAAGAAGAACAACAAGAAGCAAAAACACCAACAUCCAAAUGACCAAAAAACCAAAGAUUUUUCCUUCAAACCAAGUUCAGAAGUGAAAGGUAUUAGAUUUGGAGGGCAAUUUAUAGUAAAAUCAUUCACUAUUAGAAGAGCAAAACCACUUGAACUUCUUAAAAUUCUUGCAUAUCCAUCCACAAAUGACAAAAAUACCCCUAAAACCCCAUUCCCUUCCACAACUGCUUUUUUGCCUACAAAUUUCACAAUCUUAGCUCAUCAUGCUUGGCAUACUUUAACACUAGGCCUUGGUACAAAAAAGUCAAAAAUUCUGGUCUUUGUUUUUGAAUCUGAGGCUAUGAAACUGGCUACUGACAGGAUUUGGGCAUCAGAAAUUCCUCUUGGUGAAGUAAAUAAGAAGCUUAUUAGAGGGCUGUCAGGGGCAGAAAUGGCAAGAUUUAAAUUUAGAAAAGGGUGCAUAACUUUUUAUGUUUAUGCAGUUAGAAAAAUUGGGAAUUUGGGGUUUAAUUGUGCAGAUGAUUUGAGAACUAUUUUACAAUCUGUUGUGUCACUUAAUGAUUUCUUGGAUCAUACUGCUAUGCUUGCUAUGCCUCAUCAAAGAAGUAUCAACUAUGAUCAAGCUUCUGUAACAAUGGCAUUUUAGUCUUUUUUUUUCUUUCUAAAAUUUAUGUUUUUAUAUUAGUUGAAUUUUUCUAUUUUUGUUAAAUAUUUUUUUAGUGAUUAUGACUUGGGGGAAAUUGGAUUGUUUCUUGGGGAUCUUGUGUAUGAAUUUUUAUUUUUAUUUUUAUGGGAAAAUUGUAAUUUUAUAUUAAUAAUUUGGAGUUUAUUUUACUCAACUA